AUGGCUGAAAACAUCAUGCCAAAAAGAAUGGAAGCAAGCAUACUGUCUUGUUUCACCCCGUUGAGAGCAGUAGAAAAAGGCCAAUUAGAGCAGAUCACAGGCAAAGGAGCUUCUGGGACAUUCCAGCUGAAGAGAUCAGGGGAGAAACCCCUGCUUGGUGGAAGUCUGAUGGAAGAUGCAAUCCUGUCUGCUAUUGCUGCCAUGAACGAGCCGAAGACCUGUUCAACAACUGCUCUGAAGAAAUAUGUCUUGGAGAACCACCCAGGGACCAAUUCUAAUUUCCAAGUGCAUCUACUGAAAAGAACCCUACAAAAGUGCGAAAAGAAUGGAUGGAUGGAACAGAUCUCUGGGAAAGGGUUCAGUGGCACCUUCCAGCUUUGUUUUCCAUAUUACCCCAGCCCAGGAGUGUUAUUUCCAGAGAAGCAGCAGGAUGAGGAGUCUGAAGAAUCUGAGGAUGAUGAUUCAGAAGAAGAAGAUGAGGAAGAUUCAUCUGAGGAAGAAGAAUCUGAAGAAGAUGAACCACCACCUAAGAAAAGAUUGCAGAAGAAAGCCCCAGCUAAAUCCCGAGGGAAGACCACCUCAGUGAAACAGAGAGAGUCCAAACCGAAACCCAAAACCCCUGCUGCCCAGCGAGGAAAAGCAAGACCCACACCCAAGAAAGCUCCCCAGGCCAAAACCCCCGCCAAGAAAACCAAACCAGCCCCACCAGCCAUCAAAAAGUCUGGUAACAUCUCUUCCAAGAAGCCAGCUGCAAGUGGAAGGAAGGAUGGGAAAUCUUCCACCAAGGGCAAAUCCAGGAAAUCUCUCAGAGCAAAGAAGUGAAACAAUAGCACAGGGGUACUGCAUUGAAAUUCAAAAUCUUAUUUCUUAAGGUCAUUGUGCAUUUGUUUUAGUUUUGAUGCUUUUAAAAUUGCAUUUUUUUUCUUUGAAAAGCAUGGGG
This is a messenger RNA of Antechinus flavipes (yellow-footed antechinus), 940 nucleotides long. RefSeq names its product heterochromatin protein 1-binding protein 3-like. Lineage: Eukaryota; Metazoa; Chordata; Mammalia; Dasyuromorphia; Dasyuridae. The record is from RefSeq and is a predicted model, not a curated record. Gene Ontology annotation, cellular component: chromosome; nucleus; nucleosome. Gene Ontology annotation, biological process: nucleosome assembly; heterochromatin organization. Gene Ontology annotation, molecular function: nucleosome binding; DNA binding.